AUGAAGGCUGAUGCGUCUCAAAGAGAAGCUGGUCAGUUCACACAUCAUCAGCACCCCGACCGUCAAUACACAUCAUCAGCACCUCGCCCGUCAAUACACAUCAUCAGCACCUCGCCCGUCAGUACACAUCAUCAGCACCUCGCCCGUCAGUACACAUCAUCAGCACCUGGCCCGUCAAUACACAUCAUCAGCACCCCGCCCGUCAAUACACAUCAUCAGCACCUCGCCCGUCAGUACACAUCAUCAGCACCCCGCCCGUCAGUACACAUCAUCAGCACCUGGCCCGUCAAUACACAUCAUCAGCACCCCGCCCGUCAAUACACAUCAUCAGCACCUCGCCCGUCAGUACACAUCAUCAGCACCUGGCCCGUCAAUACACAUCAUCAGCACCUCGCCCGUCAAUACACAUCAUCAGCACCUGGCCCGUCAAUACACAUCAUCAGCACCCCGCCCGUCAAUACACAUCACCAGCACCCCGCCCGUCAAUACACAUCAUCAGCACCUGGCCCGUCAAUACACAUCAUCAGCACCUGGCCCGUCAAUACACAUCAUCAGCACCUGGCCCGUCAGUACACAUCAUCAGCACCUGGCCCGUCAGUACACAUCAUCAGCACCUGGCCCGUCAAUACACAUCAUCAGCACCUGGCCCGUCAGUACACAUCAUCAGCACCUGGCCCGUCAGUACACAUCAUCAGCACCCCGCCCGUCAGUACACAUCACCAGCACCCCGCCCGUCAAUACACAUCAUCAGCACCUCGCCCGUCAAUACACAUCAUCAGCACCUCGCCCGUCAAUACACAUCAUCAGCACCCCGCCCGUCAAUACACACCAUCAGCACCCCGCCCGUCAAUACACACCAUCAGCACCCCGCCCGUCAAUACACAUCAUCAGCACCUCGCCCGUCAAUACACAUCAUCAGCACCCCGCCCGUCAAUACACAUCAUCAGCACCCCGCCCGUCAAUACACAUCAUCAGCACCCCGCCCGUCAGUACACAUCAUCAGCACCCCGCCCGUCAAUACACAUCAUCAGCACCUGGCCCGUCAAUACACAUCAUCAGCACCUGGCCCGUCAGUACACAUCAUCAGCACCCCGCCCGUCAAUACACAUCAUCAGCACCUGGCCCGUCAAUACACAUCAUCAGCACCUCGCCCGUCAGUACACAUCAUCAGCACCUGGCCCGUCAAUACACAUCAUCAGCACCUGGCCCGUCAAUACACAUCAUCAGCACCUCGCCCGUCAAUACACAUCAUCAGCACCUGGCCCGUCAAUACACAUCAUCAGCACCUCGCCCGUCAGUACACAUCAUCAGCACCUGGCCCGUCAAUACACAUCAUCAGCACCUCGCCCGUCAGUACACAUCAUCAGCACCUGGCCCGUCAAUACACAUCAUCAGCACCUCGCCCGUCAAUACACAUCAUCAGCACCUGGCCCGUCAAUACACAUCAUCAGCACCUCGCCCGUCAGUACACAUCAUCAGCACCUGGCCCGUCAAUACACAUCAUCAGCACCUGGCCCGUCAAUACACAUCAUCAGCACCUCGCCCGUCAAUACACAUCAUCAGCACCUGGCCCGUCAAUACACAUCACCAGCACCUCGCCCGUCAAUACACAUCAUCAGCACCCCGCCCGUCAAUACACAUCAUCAGCACCUCGCCCGUCAAUACACAUCAUCAGCACCCCGCCCGUCAAUACACAUCAUCAGCACCCCGCCCGUCAAUACACAUCAUCAGCACCCCGCCCGUCAAUACACAUCAUCAGCACCCCGCCCGUCAAUACACAUCAUCAGCACCUCGCCCGUCAAUACACAUCAUCAGCACCUGGCCCGUCAAUACACAUCAUCAGCACCUGGCCCGUCAAUACACAUCAUCAGCACCUCGCCCGUCAAUACACAUCAUCAGCACCCCGCCCGUCAAUACACAUCAUCAGCACCUGGCCCGUCAGUACACAUCAUCAGCACCCCGCCCGUCAGUACACAUCAUCAGCACAUGGCCCGUCAAUACACAUCAUCAGCACCCCGCCCGUCAGUACACAUCAUCAGCACCUCGCCCGUCAAUACACAUCAUCAGCACCUCGCCCGUCAGUACACAUCAUCAGCACCCUGCCCGUCAGUACACAUCAUCAGCACCUCGCCCGUCAGUACACAUCAUCAGCAGCCCGCCCGUCAAUACACAUCAUCAGCACCCCGCCCGUCAAUACACAUCAUCAGCACCCCGCCCGUCAAUACACAUCAUCAGCACCUGGCCCGUUAG
Molecule: messenger RNA, 2250 nt
Organism: Haliotis rufescens (red abalone)
Lineage: Eukaryota; Metazoa; Mollusca; Gastropoda; Lepetellida; Haliotidae
Product: extensin-3-like
Exons: 1
Coding region: 1-2250 (749 amino acids)
Source: RefSeq, a predicted model, not a curated record